Haplochromis burtoni (Burton's mouthbrooder) is the source of this 8757-nucleotide messenger RNA. It is a transcript of the gene rfx1b, whose product is annotated as regulatory factor X, 1b (influences HLA class II expression). Lineage: Eukaryota; Metazoa; Chordata; Actinopteri; Cichliformes; Cichlidae. Bases 4962 to 7202 code for a protein of 746 amino acids. Gene Ontology annotation, biological process: regulation of transcription by RNA polymerase II. The transcript has 17 exons. Gene Ontology annotation, molecular function: DNA-binding transcription factor activity, RNA polymerase II-specific; RNA polymerase II cis-regulatory region sequence-specific DNA binding. Gene Ontology annotation, cellular component: nucleus. The record is from RefSeq and is a predicted model, not a curated record.
UGUGGUUCUGACUACUCCCACACAGCACUACGUGAACCCUAAUCUUCAGCCUUCUCCAGUCCAGGAGAGUAAUGGUCAAAGCAGCUCACCUCAGUACAUCAUAGUAACAAUUCCAGGUGAGAGACUACCUUAGGAGUGACUGAUACACACAUACACAUACACACACCAGGAUUCAACAUUACCAAUGAACUCGUAGCCCAGGCAUGUUGACUGGUCAGCUGCCAAUGUUUGGAUAAUUGGCUAGAAUGAAGCUUCACUAAUGAGUAUUUUUUUCUCACAGUCAGUAUCUUUAUGUUAAAAUGCCAACAAAAGUCUUGUUGAAAAUGAAGAUAAAAUUGUUUAAAUGCAAAGGAAAGUGAUCUGUUGCUCUACUUCCAUCCACCGGCAGUUAGUUUUACACAGUCAAACCACUGCUGAAUUAAGAAGUGAAGAAAUGAAAAGAAAAUGAAAACUGUCUGUGUGCAGACACUGUUUACUAUAUAGUUGUGAAAUGUAUAAAUUUCACAGAUUUCUUGUAAACUUUGUUGAAGGCUGACAGCAGUGUUCCAUCCCUCUCUGGCAAUGAUUAGCACAGCAUGCAGGGUUGAGUGUUAUUUAGAUUAAACUAGUAUAAUUUUUUUUUUCGCCACGUGUCUGUUGGAUAAAGUCUCUAGACAGCUGUGUUACAUAGUUUGUCUACCAGAAACUGGAUUAAUAUGCUUAUGUGGAAGCAAAUGGGUGAUAAAUUUCUUGCAGCAGCCCCUCUUGUACCUACUGGCAUCUCUACUUCAGACUCUGGGUGCAGCUGUUUUUUUGUUUUGUAGAAAUGUGUGGAGCCAAUUCUAGAUUGAGCACUAGGCUGUAUGAUCAGAGGAGAGGUAUUUAUCCCAUAAAUCUGUCCCUAAUGUUUCAGAUGAAUACUGGCUUGGAUUCAAGCUUUUUGAUUUGGACAAGACAAUUAGACCCUCAAAACACAUUUUAUUAACAGAAAAAAACUACUCCUUGAAAAAACACUGAGAAUCACUAGAUUUAGUAUCACACACUUAAUGUUUUUUUUACAACUACAGUGACUCUUUGCUUGUCUUUAAAUGCGCUCUCCCAGAUGCUGUUUGUGGAGGAAGACUCAUCACUUUGUCACUCUGUGAAUGAACUGUGUUGUUGUACUUGAAAGAAAGAGGGAAUUUCCUCCACAGAAAUGAAUAGCUGGGUGAGGCAUGUAAAACACAAGGCCUUGUUCACCUUUUUUUGCAUUUCAAAUCAAUGUUUUAAGCUCAUUACAUUCGCAAACCUCAUGCUCGUGAUCUGGUAUUUAUGCAGUGCUUUCCUAGUCCCACUGUCUCCUCAAAGACUCGUUACACUUUAAGCCAGAUUGAGUCAUUCACACGCAUUCAUACAGCACUAUAUUCUAUGCACUUUGAGCUCUUUACCUAAUACACACUCACAGACUACUAAUGGAUGCAUCUUUGGGAUUUUACUAUCUUGGCCAAGGACACUUUGAUAUGUGAAGUUGAGGAGCCGGGGAUCAAACCACUAAACUCCCGGGCUAGAACCGCCCAGAUAUGUGGCAGACUUUGGCUUGCUCGUGGGUAUUUGAAUAACAGAACUUCUAUGAAGGGAUGUCAGUGCAUGUGUGUUGUACAAACACUAAAAACAUAAUGCUUGGAUAUCCAAGCAUUAUGUUUUUACACAGAAAAUGAGAUUUCAAUCUCAAUUAGAAUACCUAGAGCAUAAUAUCAGAAGUAAUAAUAAUUAUUCCAUUAAUAAUAAUAAAUAAUAAUUUUGCAUUGAUGUUUCCUGAUCACCCAUCAGUCUUAUUACAGAAGAUUUCUGUCAUCUCUUGCUAUCUCUUUAAGAAAGAAGAAGUCAAACCAAUAUCUAAUACCUUUUUUCCAACGAAGCAGCACUGGUGCCUACUGUAGAACCGGUUCCACACAUUUCCCCUGUGGGGAAAAAAAAUAAAAUAAAAAGGUGUUAGUGCCAAAAAGCUAGUACUGGCAAGACAUUACAUAAUUCCUGUUCCCAAGAAAAAAAACAAAACCAGAAAUUUUUGGGUUGGGAUGCCACAAAAGUUGUAAAUUAUAGUAGCAAAUGUACAAAAUUAGACAUUAGAAAUGAAGGUAACUGACGUAAGAUGGAUUAAUAACACUUUUGAACUUAGUACUUCUUAUCUAGGAAAAGUUCAAUCAGCCAUGGCUUAUUUUAAAAUGUAUUCUAUUAAAUAAAUACAAAAGCUUAGUCAAAAAAACCUAAUCGGUAUUUUAAAAAAUUAUGCUAACUAGAGGAAAUGAAAAGAGACCCCAGUGUCAGUGCCCAUCUGUAUGUUUAUUUUAGGGCCUUCUAUUUGUAGAUCUUUUUUCCUGCCAGUAUCAGGUGACGCUGUGCCCUCUCACCCAGAGUGAGAGCCUCACAGGCCUGUUGCCUGGGGCUUGUCUCUGCCUCAUAAAUUAGGAAUACAAAGUACACAAUGUAACAGUAUCUAGAACAUGGACUACAGUAAAAAGAACAGACUUUGUGCAUGUUUGUUUUCUGUAUUUCAAUUUUUUGAUAGCUUGUUGGAAAUAUAGUUUAAGAUUUCUAUAACAUGAAUAAUAUUAUGCAGUUAGGGGCAUAAGUAUUUAGUGACUGACACAUUUUGUGUAAUUUAACAAAAAAACAAAACAAAAAUCGUAUUAACUCUUUGAGAAUUAUAGCCAUUUUUUCACACACCCUUCAGAGGCAUAAAAGUAAUUGGACAAACUAAGACAGUUUUAAAAAUAAGGACUGUUUUCUAAUACUUGGAUGUGAUCCUAUCCUGCCAAUGGCCGCCUGAAGUCUGGAACUGCAGCUGCCUUCAGCUGUUCGUGGAUCUCCCUGCAUUCAUUAUUUAAUAACAGAAAGGUUGCUCUGUUUGGGUCGAGGUCAGGUGACUUGAUCAUUGAAAAAUAACCCAUUUCUUUUCCUUGAGAAAUUCAUACUGCUUUUGCAGUAUGCUUUGGGUCAUAAUCCACAGCACUAUGGUCAUUUGCACUGCGAAACCCCGUCUGAUUAGUUUUGCAACAUUUGGCUGAAUCUGAGCAGAGACUAUAGCCCCGUAUGCAUCGUUAUUUAUCCUGAUACUUUUCUCAGCAGUCACGUCAUCACUAAACACUAAUGACUGGGUUCCACUGUUUGAUAUAGAUCCCCAUUCCAUAACAUUAUCUUCACCAUAUUUAACAUAUAAUGUCGUAAGCUGCCGAACAUGAGCUAUUUCUCCAUUCCUCCAGACUUUUUUCUUCACAUCAUUCUGGCACACAUUAAUCUUGGUCUCAUCUGUCCAAAGAACUGUGUAGGCGCUUGCUUUCUGUCAAAGUUUAAUGUGGACGUCUUGUUCUUGAAUGUAUUUUGUGGUGUGCACUUUGUUGUAAGCUCUCUUAAAUGUAGACGUUUACUCUUUGAGAGUGCUCUUGAGUUAGAUAUUUUGAAGCUGGAACCAAGGAAUGAAUUCUGUGAUCAUCCACUGUAGUGGUCUUUCAGGUCUUUUGUUGCUGCUGACCUGGCAAAAUCAGCCCUCCUUUCUAAGAAAGCACCAUAUUGUUAAUUUGAUGACUCCUAACGUUUUUGCUGUCUCUCAGAUAGGUUUAUUGUGGUUUUUCAGGUUAAGGAUGGCUUCCCAUGCUUAGAUUGACAAGUAGACCUCAUGUUGAAUGUUCCAGUAAACAGUUGCCUAAGCAGUUUCAGCACAGUUAAUGAAUUUGUCAUGCAAUAACAAGGAACUGUCUUCACCUUUCCAUUAAAUUGCUUCCAAGUUGUCCAAUUACUUUUCUUUUUUAGGUGUUGAAAAUGAUUUAUACAGUCAUGGCUGUACGGUUAAUACAGUACUUUAAAAAAAAAAAAAUCAACUGAAAAUCUGCACCUCAGUCAUAGCUUGAUUUUUUGAUUUCAUAUCCAUUGGGGUGGUGUACAGAGGCAAAUUUACAAAACUUUUGGCAUUGUCCAAAUAAUUAUGAGUCAUAAUAUAUGACUAGAUGUUGUUUUGCACUGUAAGGUUUAGAUGGUGUUUCUUAAAUGUUGCUUCAGUCUGGUCUAGAACAUAACAUUUACAUUUUCAUUAUUCAAUAGUUAACAAUAUAGCUGUAAAACGAGAAAAUUUUUUUUUUUAUGGUCCUUGUAACCUUCAGGUUGUAUAAGCUUGGAUUAUUGGUAGGUGAUUGAAAAAAUAAAAGCAAAGUUCUCUAACAAAUAACUGACUUAUCAACUGUACUAAUUAUACCAAUUGAUGAAAACAAUAGAAUUCUAAAGUGGUGUGUUUGGGCUGGGGUUGCAAACAAGCCCUAAACCAGGUUAAACAACGCAAGCCAUCCUUUUUACACAGGAUUGACAAAUCUUGUAUAAAUGUAUCCACCAAACCACAGACAGACUGGAUUUAUACUGUUGCACCAAACACAGGUGACUAGUUAGCUGUCAGACUGAUGUUGUUGCCUGAAUAAAAAACUUUUUCUUGUAAAAUGGGAGGUGAAAUUGUGAUCAGAGUUAUCAUUUACAAGCACCUAGGCCAGAGCGUUUAGCUAUAAUAAUGUAAAAUUCAACUGAGUGGUACAUUGGGCAUUAGUCAGCUAUGACUUGACCAAAGUGUAGUUACUGGUAGUCUAUUUCUACAGUGUUCAACCUUGGUUGGAGUAAGAGCAUCACAACAGGAGUAACAGUACAGGUGGUUAAAGUAAAACGUUUUCUCACCCGAAAAAUAAAAACAAGUGAAUAUUGCCCUCUCCUCCACCCAACCUCCGUUCUCUAUUUUCUCCCGCUGUUGUCAACCCACACGUAUCUCUCUUUUUUCCCCUCUCAUCUGAUCUCCAUGUUUACAAGAUGGAGGGAUUUCUCUCUCCAUCUGGGGAGAUUAGCUGUCCAAGGCUGUCCCUUCUGCAUACAAGAUAUAAGGAUGAAAUGAGAAUUGGACAGACACACUUCUCCUCCUCCUCACUGUCCAUCUUUCCUCAAUAGAGCAAAAAAAGAAACUUGAUUGCGAGAUGUUCUGUGGUGGCUGUUAUUACGAUUUGGAACCAGUCUGUCAUGACUCUGUGCCCUCCAGUGACAGUUUGUCAGACUCCAGCCCGCCCGCCCCUGGUGUACCUACUCAGGUGGUCCAAUCAGUGCAGACCACCCCACAGAGGUCAGUGUUGCAAGCCGUGUCUCAGGCAGCCAAGAGGAAUCAGACAGGCCACGUCAACAAUCUACAGUCUGUGCAUAUAACCCCAGAGGUAGAGCAUGUGUACUCUGGCCAGAUCCAAUAUGUGGAUGGAGCAGGAGAUGCAACUUUCACCACACCCACCAUUCGACCGAACAAUUACCCCUUCUCCGAGUCGCCCCUGUAUUCCCAGACACCUCCUACGUCCGCCUCCACCUUUUACGAGGCCACGCCCAGCUCUGAGUCAGACAUCACUGGAUCUGUGACUUCACAGCCAGUUUCUGUGGCAACAGCAGGAGCCAGCAGCACAGCAGCUGCUGCAGGUGGAGGUGGUUACGUUAUUCAAGGAGGUUAUGUCUUAGGAGCAGGAGGAACUCCAACAGCAGGUGGAGGAGGAGGAGGACAGAGUUACUCCAGCCCCAACUCUCGUGCCCCACCUGCUACCGUGCAGUGGCUCUGUGAUAAUUACGAGGGGGCUGAGGGGGUGAGUUUACCUCGCUGCACCCUCUACUACCACUACCUGCUUCACUGCCAGGAACAGAAACUAGAACCUGUUAAUGCUGCAUCUUUUGGAAAACUCAUCAGGUCUGUCUUCAUGGGGCUGCGUACACGGAGAUUAGGAACCAGAGGGAACUCUAAGUACCACUACUAUGGUCUGAGGAUCAAAUCCGGGUCACCUCUGCUCAGACUGAUGGAUGAACAACAGCACAUGGCGAUGAGGCAGCAGCCUUUCUCACAGAAAAACAGGGUAAAGCCAGUUCAGAAGUCACAGGGGAUCACCAACGGCACAGUAGGCGGGAUAGGUCAACAGCAGGGCUCGACACUUUGUGACAUUUCGGCCCAGGUGCAACAGUACCAGCAGUUCCUAGAGGCAUCAAAGCAAUUGCCAGACUUUGUGGAAAUUGAUCUUCAAGAUCGAACCCUGCCCGAUGGGAUCCUUUUAGAGCACCUCAAGGCCUUUCAGACUCUGUACAGAGAACACUGUGAGGCUAUUCUGGAUGUGAUGGUCAACCUUCAGUUCACUCUUGUUGAGACCUUGUGGAAAUCAUUCUGGAGGUUUAGCCAGAGCAAUGAUGCAGAAUCGCUCAACCUACACAACGAGUCUGAGAAGCGACUGCCCAAAUCGUGCCUGGUGGUGCUGUGUAAGUUUGAGCCAGUGCUACGCUGGACGAGAGAGUGCGACAACCUGCUGUACCAGACUCUGGUGGAGAUCCUCAUCCCUGAUGUACUGAGACCCAUUCCAAGUGCCUUAACUCAGGCCAUCCGCAACUUUGCCAAAAGUCUGGAAAACUGGUUGACAGGUGCCAUGAUGAACAUCCCAGAGGAGAUGGUUCGCAUAAAGGUGGUGUGCAUUGGCUCUUUCUCCCAGACGCUGCGUCGUUACACCAGUCUGAACCACCUGGCUCAGGCUGCCCGGGCCGUCCUCCAGAACUCAGCUCAGAUCAACCAGAUGCUCUCUGACCUCAAUCGGGUUGAUUUCAAUAACGUGCAGGAACAGGCAUCCUGGGUUUGUCAGUGUGAAGACCGUUUGAUCCAGAGGCUGGAGCAAGACUUUAAAGCGACUCUGCAGCAGCAGAACUCUCUGGAACAGUGGGCUACCUGGCUAGAUAGUGUUGUGUCCCAGGUCCUAAAGCCCUAUGAGCACAACCCUAUGGCCCUGCCAAAGGCUGCAAAGGUUUUCCUGCUCAACUGGUCUUUCUACAGUUCUAUGGUAAUCCGGGACUUGACUCUGCGCAGUGCUGCAAGUUUUGGGUCCUUUCAUCUGAUCCGCUUGCUGUAUGAUGAGUACAUGUACUACCUAAUCGAGCACAGAGUGGCUCAGGCUAGAGGAGAAACUCCCAUAGCAGUCAUGGCAGAAUUUGCCAGUACUGUCAAGAGCCGGACCUCUCAAGAUAUUGAAAAAGAAGAAGAGGAGGAGGAUGACGAUGAAUAUAGUGAGGAGGACACUGGAGAUUUGGUGCUGCAGUCCAGCUCUCUGAGCGCGGUUGAUGAUGAGAAGGAGGUGAUGGAGCCGCCAGUCAAACAGCCCAGGACAAACUUAAGCCUGCACACGCUCAAUGAGACCGACAGCACACCACCUUAGCUAAUCACCUGUAUGGUUAGCACAAUGCUUGACACAUGCCUUUGCUUUAAGUUUCAAAUCAUGUCAUCUCGUUCUGUUGCACCAUGUGAGCUUCUGGUUUGCAUGUUUGGUCGUCUGUGGUGAGAAAGUGGGAGGGCCUUUUGCCAAAUUUUCUCUGCUGUCCUGUUUGCGCUGCAGCCUUUAUGUUUACCUUCACUUUAUCAUUUCACAGUCCCCCCCCCCCUCGUUCCCUGUGCCUUCCCUGCCUUUUCAGUGGCUGCUCCUGCCCAGCCUGAAUUAUAUAUACGCAUAUUCUUGAUUCCCUCCCAUCCCGCCUUAACCACUGACCUGAUUGCUGUGGAGAGAUUCAUUGUCCUCUAAACUCAAAUAUCACUUUAAUUACCUUUAACACAAUGACUAUGCAGGGGAGCUGGACUUGAAUGAAUGAUAUUGUCUGAAAAAUAUAUUUGUUUAAGAGUAGCAUCUAGAAUGAUACUGCAUCAUGAAUUUUUGUUGGCACAUGGACGUUGAGUGAAAGGUAUUUGGCUUUAUAAAUGUGACUCCUUAUUCAUUUGGCCAACUAACUGAUACGCUGUGCCUUUUGAGAGAUUUCUAGGCUUAACAAAAAAAGGUUGUGCUCUAUAUAUUCUGUAUCGGUGGUUCAAUAAAUGAAGGUCCUGUGAAGUAGUCGUGGUGUUGUCAUGAACUUUUUGUAGCUGUUAAAAGAAAAAAAAAAAUUGAUCGUCUAGUUUUGUGAUGAUUCUGCCUGGUUUGUUUUUCUUCAUCCAUCCUUUCUUUCAUCAUCAACAUCUUUCUUUCACACAUAAACAUCCAGAUGACUCGAGUGCAACCCCCCCCCCAGCUUUUCCCACCUGAUCAGCUCCACAUAUUUUGCAAUCUUUGUACCAGCUAGAUGUACCAGCUAUCUCAAAGUUUUUGUAGUGUAAGAGUAGAUGUUUAUUUUCAGAAAGUGUGUAUGCUGGACGUUUGUAGAUAACUUAUAUUAUGUACCUUUUUGUGAACGCCGUAAUAUAUCCAAAAUAUUCGUAUGUUGUUUAACCAUUAUUGCCUUAAUAAGUAUGUCGUGGUAUGUCCACCAGCCAGAGUCUUGAGCUAUAUUUUUAUUGUGAUGAUGGACCAAGCAUGUGAGUAUGGUGACUUAAGAUUAACCCCCUCAAAGAGCACACGCUCAACCAGCAGCAAUGUGUGACUGUGGGACUGAGGGGAAAAGAAAUAAAAAUAUUAUAAUGGUAGUGGGAUGUCCCUCAGGACCACCUGAUUACAAAGAUGUCACCAAAGAACAUAACAAAGGAGAAAAAAAAAAGUAUGUUUACAUUUAUAUAUAAAUAUAUAUAUGUGAGAGCAGGCUACAAAAAUCUGACUCGAAUUAAAAUGAACCGCCAACUGCGAUGUCAUACAAACUGUGCCGUGGAUUCUGUCCCUUGCUUGUGCUGCAGAACCAUUUCUGAACGAGGUUCUUGCUGUUAUUCUGAAGACCUUUGUACUUAAACCUGUGAUCAAUGUUUGUAGCUUUAUUCUCACUGUUAUAACUAAAGAGAUGUGAUUGCUAUCAAAA